UACCCAUCUGGGCUGCUGUAUGCCUUCUCCUUCGAAGCCGUCGCCGUGAUCUUAACCCUUGUGAGAGAGGAAAGAGGAGAGCGAGAGGCGAUCGAGAAAUCUCAAGCAGGAAGACAUGAAGAUCUUCGUCAAGACUCUCAAGGGUACUAACUUCGAGAUCGAUGUGAAGCCCGAGGAUACGGUUGCUGAAGUAAAAAAAUUUAUUGAGACAUCUCAAGGGAAAACUGUCUACCCAGCUGAGCAGCAAAUGCUUAUACAUCAAGGGAAAAUACUUAAAGACAAUACUACUUUGGAUGAGAAUAAAGUUUCUGAGAAUAGUUUUCUUGUGAUUAUGCUCAGCAAGACCAAGGCUUCUUCUAGUGGAGCAUCAUCCACUACAAAAGCCCCAGCUAAUCAGACACCUGCUGUUCCAACGCCAGUUGUAUCUCCAUCUCAAACACCUGAAACCACAUUGCCUAUCAGGGUACCUGCAAGCUCACCAGUUCCAACUGCCACAACUACGCCUGCACCAGCAGCAGCACCAGUUCCAACUGCAACAACUACGCCUGCACCAGCAGCAGCAUCAGUUCCAAUUGCCACAACUACGCCUGCACCAGCAGCAGCACCAGUUACCACUCAUCUCUCUCAAGGAUUCAUGGUUGCUUCAUAUCAAUGCAACAGUGAAGCAGAUGCGUAUGAUCAAGCUGCGUCUAAUCUUGUUGCUGGCAGUACUCUGGAGCAAACAAUCCAACAAAUUAUUGACAUGGGUGGAGGAACAUGGGACAGGGACACUGUUGUUCGUGCCUUGCGUGCUGCAUAUAACAAUCCUGAAAGGGCUGUUGAAUAUUUAUAUUCUGGCAUUCCUGAACAAAUUGAACCUGCACCUGCUGCUCGAUCACCUGAAAGUGGGCAAGCAACCAAUCCACCACCUGUCCAGGCUCCACAACCAGUUGAACCUCCAGUCCCUUCAGGCCUUCCUAAUGCUAAUCCCCUGGAUCUCUUUCCUCAGGGUCUCCCUAAUCUUGGUUCCAAUGUUGCUGGGGGCAACCUUGAUUUUUUACGUAAUAGCCCACAGUUUCGUGCCUUACAAGCUUUAGUGCAGGCCAACCCUCAAAUCCUACAGCCUAUGCUCCAAGAGCUAGGGAAACAAAACCCUCAGAUUAUGAGGCUCAUUCAGGAACAUCAAGGGGAAUUUCUUCAAUUGCUAAAUGAGCCUGCUGAGGGAACUGAAGCUAGUGGCAUUUUAGAUCAGUUGGCUGGUGGAAUGCCUCAAUCUUUAAGUGUGACUCCAGAGGAGCGUGAAGCCAUUGAACGGCUUGAAGCCAUGGGCUUCAACCGGGCACUCGUCCUGCAGGUCUUCUUUGCAUGCAACAAAAAUGAGGAACUCGCAGCUAACUACCUCUUAGAUCAUAUGCACGAGUUCGAUGACUGACGACAAAGCUCCAAUUUAGUCUGGAUGUCUUUCAAAUUGAUCGUCAUUUGCAGUGACAUGAAACUUAAGUGAACGAGAGCCCCGUAUGGUAUCCAUACUUGCUUUGAUGGUUGUGGAAUGCUCUAUAAACUAUUUGUUUCUCUGUAGUUUCUGGGGAGUAAUUGUCUAUAAGAAUUGUGUUACUUUGGUCAGGUUGGUAAGUUGUACUUCUGGGUAACAAUUACUUUUUCUUUUCAGUCGUGUGUGUUCAUCUCACCCUCACCGUUGAAGUUUGUGAUUGAUAUCCUCAAAAUCCAAUUCUUUCUCCUGCGCA
Messenger RNA from Zingiber officinale, 1724 nucleotides. RefSeq names its product ubiquitin receptor RAD23d-like. The coding region runs from base 116 to 1411 and encodes 431 amino acids. The record is from RefSeq and is a predicted model, not a curated record. The transcript has 13 exons. Gene Ontology annotation, biological process: nucleotide-excision repair; proteasome-mediated ubiquitin-dependent protein catabolic process. Lineage: Eukaryota; Viridiplantae; Streptophyta; Magnoliopsida; Zingiberales; Zingiberaceae. Gene Ontology annotation, molecular function: proteasome binding; ubiquitin binding; polyubiquitin modification-dependent protein binding. Gene Ontology annotation, cellular component: cytosol; nucleoplasm.